AUGGGGGCCAUAGGAACGGGAAAAUCGCGUGUUUCUGUUGACCUUGCCACCCAUUUUCGAGGAGAAAUAAUCAACUCGGAUAAAAUGCAAGUUUACAAGGGACUUGAAAUUAUUACAAACAAGAUCUCUCACACUGAAAGACAAGGUGAAAUUGAACAAGAUUCAGACUUCACAGCUGAAGAUUUUUGUUUGCAAGCUAUCAUCACUAUAGAAAAAAAACUGAAGACUCAACGUGUUCCGAUUAUUGUUGGAGGGUCAAAUUCAUAUAUCCAAAAACUUGUGGAAGAUCCUGUGCUCAUGUUCAAAUAUAAGUAUGAUAGCUGCUUUAUUUGGAUUGAUAUUGAGCAAUCAUUCUUGAACCGUAGAGUUGACAUGAGGGUUGAUCAAAUGGUCAAAGCAGUUAAUUUUUAUAAAAUGAAUACUUUCAUCAACAAUGAAGAGUUCAAGAAGAAAGUUAUCUUCAUAAUGGGGGCCAUAGGAACGGGAAAAUCCCGUGUUUCUGUUGACCUUACCACCCAUUUUCGAGGAGAAAUAAUCAACUCGGAUAAAAUGCAAGUUUACAAGGGACUUAAAAUUAUUACGAACAAGAUCUCUCACACUGAAAAACAAGGUGAAAUUGAACCAGAUUCAGACUUCACAGCUGAAGAUUUCUUUUUGCAAGCUGUCAUCUGUAUAGAAAAAAUACUGAAGACUCAACGUGUUCCAAUUAUUGUUGGAGGGUCAAAUUCAGUUGACAUGAGGGUUGAUCAAAUGGUCAAAGCAGGGCUAGUGGAUGAGGUACGACAGAUUUUCAUUCCAGAUGCAGAUUACACCAAAGGAAUCCGACUGUCCAUCGGGGUCCCUGAAAUGGACAGAUAUUUAAGGGAAGAAACAAACAUAGACGGAGAUGAUGAAUCAAAGAAGAUGAUUCUUCAAGCUUCAAUUUCAAGUAUCAAGCGUAAUACUCGUAUGUUAAUUUGUAACCAACUUGACAAGAUUAAACGAUCAAUAAGCGAGAAAAUGUGGUCAGUGCAUCAUAGUAUUGCUUUGGACGUUUUCAAAGAAGAUAGAGAAGAAGAUCUUGAAGAAGCAUGGAAGAAUAUUGUUUUGCAACCAUGCCUAGAUAUUGUGAAGAGAUUUCUCAAAAAUGAUCAUCGCAAUAUUAUUAUUGAGUGUACAUAA
Messenger RNA from Solanum lycopersicum (tomato), 1161 nucleotides. The record is from RefSeq and is a predicted model, not a curated record. Lineage: Eukaryota; Viridiplantae; Streptophyta; Magnoliopsida; Solanales; Solanaceae.